UUUUAUUCAAAUCAGUACAAAAUAAAUUUUCAUUUUGUGUGCUUAUAGUUGCGUUCACGAAUUACUUAAUUUUUUUUUGUGUUGGUAUCCCAAAUCAGACGUUUUCGGCCAGCGACAUUUUUCUGUCGGCUGGUGAUCUUGACCGAAAAAAGCCCGUAAAUAACCGCCAAGAUGUUGGGUCGUGUCGUGCCGGCCGCCCCCCAGGUGAUCGCUGUGGUCAACCUACAGCAGAACAGGAAUAUGGCCACUUUGAAGUCAAUUUCCAUCCGUCUAAAGUCGGUCAAGAAUAUCCAAAAGAUCACCCAAUCCAUGAAGAUGGUGUCAGCUGCUAAGUAUACUCGAGCUGAGCGUGAUUUGAAAGCCGCUCGUCCGUACGGCGAGGGAGCCGUCCAGUUUUACGAGCGGGCUGAGGUGACACCGCCAGAGGAUGAUGUCAAGGAAUUGUACAUCGCCAUGACCUCUGACAGAGGUCUCUGCGGCGCCGUCCACACGGGCGUGUCCAAAGUGAUCCGCAACCGCCUCCAGGAGCCGGGAGCGGAGAACAUCAAGGUGAUCUGCGUGGGUGACAAGUCUCGCAGCAUCUUGCAACGGUUGUAUGGGAAACAUAUCAUCACUGUUGCUAAUGAGAUCGGCCGCCGCCCCCCCACUUUCUUGGACGCGGCGACGCUGGCCAACGCCGUGUUGACUUCGGACUACGAGUUCGGUUCCGGCAAGAUCAUUUACAACAAGUUUAAUUCUGUUGUCUCUUACUCGCAGUCGGACCUGCCUUUGUUCAGCCAGAAGUCUGUUGAGGCCGCACCGAAACUGGCAGUUUACGACUCGCUCGACUCCGACACGAUCCAAUCUUACAUGGAAUUCUCUUUGGCCUCCAUGUUAUUCUACGCUUUGAAAGAGGGCGCUUGCUCCGAACAAUCGGCCCGUAUGACGGCCAUGGACAACGCCUCCAAAAACGCGGGAGAGAUGAUUGAAAAGUUGACAUUGACGUUCAACAGGACACGUCAAGCCGUGAUCACCAGAGAGUUGAUUGAAAUCAUCUCUGGUGCCGCCGCUUUGGAUUAAAAAGUUAACGUUUUGGGACUGGCAGGUUCGAAUUUGAAAAAAGAAAUAUUGGCUGGAAAAUAUGGGAUUGCAUUAUUUAAGAAAAAAAAUGCAAAUUGAACUUGCUGGAUGGGAUUUUGAAAAAGGAAGUUCAUGUUCUUACUGUAAUCGGGGUAUAUCAUGUUAAGAAACAUCAAAAAUAUAGCCAUCUCCUUCGCUUAUUAUAACAGCAUGAAAGAGAUAACGUAUCAAAUACUGCCAGUUCAUACAUUUAUUGGAAAAACCUGUAUCUAUAAUAUUUAUUCCCUAGACUGCCGUUACUCUAUAGAUCUAAAUGUGCUUUGCCGACAUUCCCGGAAGAGUGUGCGUUUCUCAGUAAACACGCAUAUACUUACUGGCUUCAACACCUUUACUGGUUGAUGUACACUCGUUCGACAUUUCAGAAGUAUGGCUGCCUGUCGUGUAAUGUGGUGGUUUUAGUAAUAAAGUUUUCUUUAGACCA
Messenger RNA from Amyelois transitella, 1540 nucleotides. RefSeq names its product ATP synthase subunit gamma, mitochondrial (gene ATPsyngamma). The coding region runs from base 172 to 1059 and encodes 295 amino acids. The record is from RefSeq and is a predicted model, not a curated record. Gene Ontology annotation, molecular function: proton-transporting ATP synthase activity, rotational mechanism. NCBI's taxonomy places the organism in Eukaryota, Metazoa, Arthropoda, Insecta, Lepidoptera, Pyralidae. The transcript has 7 exons. Gene Ontology annotation, biological process: proton motive force-driven ATP synthesis.